Molecule: messenger RNA, 4661 nt
Organism: Carcharodon carcharias (great white shark)
Lineage: Eukaryota; Metazoa; Chordata; Chondrichthyes; Lamniformes; Lamnidae
Gene: rapgef5a
Product: Rap guanine nucleotide exchange factor (GEF) 5a
Exons: 26
Coding region: 107-2743 (878 amino acids)
Biological process (GO): positive regulation of GTPase activity; Ras protein signal transduction
Cellular component (GO): plasma membrane
Molecular function (GO): guanyl-nucleotide exchange factor activity
Source: RefSeq, a predicted model, not a curated record
AGUGGGUAAAACUGCAGCUUAUCAAACAAAACACAGUAGACUCAGCUACAAACUGAAGUGUAUUGCAGUAAAGCAAAAAUGAGUGUCUGUGAUAGCUGGUGAGAGAAUGGCUGAACCGACUGAUAUUCCUAGCAGUCUCUGUGUCCCAGAAGUAGGACUUUUAGCUGCUUUAAAAUGGAGCAGAAACGUAAAGGGACAAGGACAAUUGAAACAGAAGAUAAAAGACCUACCUGCACUUUUGAAAAAUGGAUUGAACCUCAAGAAGAAGCAGGCCGAUGUGCAGAUGGCCAACUUGGAGAAGAAUACUGAUAAUCAUCUAUCAAAUUCCAACAGAGAGGUGUAUUCCGAGACCAUUUGCUGUGCAGGGCGAGCACUGAGAAACAACUUUGCAACACAGGCACCUCACCUAAUAAAAGAUCGUGUGACCAACACAGGAAAAUGCAAGAGUAGCUGUGUAGGUUUUGAAAUGGUGGACUGGUUGCUCGAUCAAUGCCCAUUCAUCUACACUCGGAGCAAGGCGGAGGGCAUCUGGCAGAUUCUGACAGAACUGGGAAUUCUAUCUUCAGCAAUGGAAAAACAAGAGAAUUUUCAAGAUAAGGACAUUUUCUACCAGUUUUCAGAUGAUGAAUGUGAUGUCCAGGCCUGCCCCUUCGGAAAGGAGGAGGAGUGGAAAAAUGGUGUAAGACUUCUAGGGCACUUAGUCCCUUAUGUUCAAUCCAGAACAAAUCUGCAAAUAACAUCAGAGCAAAGAUCAGCAGAGGAGAAAAUAAUUCCAUGCGAUGAAGUCCUCCAAAUUCAGGCUCUUGCUCUCUUAUCAGCAACGGUGAAGAAAGAGUUGGUUGCUGCCAUUGCUUCAAAAGGAGAAACAUCAUCAUGUGGAGAAGAGAACAGAAGUGAUAUCAAGCAAGUUGAUUUGAAAGGCUGUGUGAAUAAUAUCAAGAGAAAUAAGGGUGGACUAGUGUGCAGUAUCAGGGAGGAAGAUGAUUUUGAUGGCAUUGAAUUAGUCCAGAAACAGUCAACUGCAGCUCAUGUCAUUCUAACUGAAGAUAAUUGCCACAUUCAGCCAGUGGUCCAAGAGAAUUUCAGCAGGAUUUCAAAGAAUGAUGAAGUGAACACAGUUCGAGUGAAAGAACGAGGCCAAGAUGUACUCAUCCUGAAAAAAGUGUCGUCAUCUAGCCCAGCCCCCACAGCAGGGAGUGCCCGGAAUGAUUGGAGGUACAUGGUUGUGGCUGGAACCCCUGAGAAGAUUCUGGAGCAUCUGCUGAACUAUAUACACCUGGGCAAAGGUGAAUGCAAAGAGACAGAUAUCUUGCUGGAUGAUUUUCUUCUCACAUACACAGUCUUCAUGUCAACUAGUGACUUGUGUCAUGCCUUACUGAGGCACUAUUGUUCGAAGACAUAUACAGAAAAACAAGAAGACUCAGAUAACAACUUGUACCGAAAGCGCAAAGUACUACGCGUUGUGUCACAAUGGGUACAUCUUUACAGGACUUUAUUACGAGAAGAUGAAAAUACUAAAUUGGUUUUCAAGAAUCUUUAUAGGUGCGUGCUUGAUGAUCUUUUUGAAUAUCCCAGUUUGGAAAAGGAUUUGAAAGAACUCCAGAGCCUGUUUUGGACACCCCGCAGACACACCAUUGAUGAAUAUUCACCACAAAAAAAGAAUACAACAAUUUUCCACCAACUCAGUUGCAGAGAGAAGUGGCUGCAACCUAAAGAAUAUGAAGCUGAAGAAGUUUUCUGUCGUGUCUAUGUGGCAGACCAUUCUUAUGUCAGUUUCCGAACUAAAAUGUCAACGUCAGCACAGCAGCUUCUCCACAUUGUAGCUGAAAAGCUUCAGCAAUGUGAGGAGGAUUUGAUACCAGUGAUAGUCACUUCCACUGAGGAAAGGCGAAUUCUUCAACCUGAUGACGUGUCCAUUUUUAAAUCUCUGGAUCCCACCACUCGGAUAUUUGUUUGUAAAAAAGAUCCCACUGAUUUCUUGACUCUUACAGCAGAAAGUGAUGAAAUACCACAGCGAACUAUCCAAAUGCUUGGAAUGAACACCUGGCAAUUGGCCAACAAAUUAACCAAUUUUGAUUGGGAUUUAUUUAACUGCAUAUGUGAACAGGAACUGAUUUAUUACACAUUCCGCAGAGGGAACACCACGGCCAACCUUGACUUUCUGCUGCAGCGGUGCAAUGAGGUUCAACUGUGGGUUACUACUGAAGUCCUCCUCUGCAGCCAGCUGUCCAAACGUGUGCAGCUUGUCAAAAAGUUCAUAAAGGUUGCUGCUCACUGCAGGGCAUUGAGGAAUCUUAACUCUUUCUUCGCCAUAAUCAUGGGUCUCAACUGUGCUGCCAUCUGCCGGCUCUCACAGACUUGGGAGAAGGUGCCUGGGAAAUUUAAGAAGCUCUUCUCAGAACUUGAACAUUUAACAGAUCCAUCUCUGAAUCAUAAAGCAUAUAGGGAUGCUUUCAAAAAGAUGCAGCCACCAAAGAUUCCCUUCAUGCCUCUGCUACUGAAAGAUGUAACGUUUAUCCAUGAGGGAAACAAAACCUUCCUGGACAAUCUUGUCAACUUUGAAAAGCUGCAUAUGAUCGCAGAUUCCAUCAGGCUGCUGAGACACUGCAGAAGUAAUCAGAUCAGUACAGAAGGUACUCAGAAAGACCAUCAGGAUGUGAAAGCUUAUGUCGACCAUUUGCACGUUAUUGACAACCAACAGACAUUAUUUCAGCUUUCUCACAGACUAGAGCCAAGAAUUUAACCAAAGCUCCAUCUGACCAUAAGAUUAUUGAUGUUGAAAAAUGCUACAGGGAACUGCAGUCACAGCAACUGUGGCAAAGUGACACAGCUAAUGUGCCAAAUGAGGGGUCUCUUGUGCAACACAGUUUACUUGCAAAUUCAACACAAGAGGUCAAGAACAAGCUAAAUUACUUUCAGGUGAGAAAGUAACAGUGGGUUUGAUCAGACAUUUGCAUGGUAUGCAGUCCAGGAGCAUCAUCCAAGCUACUUCAACAGCAGCAGUACUGAGCAGCCAACAAAUUAAGAAACAAGCACUAGUGUUUGCAGGAUAGAAUUAUAUGAAUUUCUGUCAGAUUACAUGACAGUUAUUUUUAAUGCACUUUUUCAUGCCAAACUGUCAAAGCAGAGGUGCUUAGAGUUAUUUUGUGACCAAAUGACCAGGUCCAUCCUCAGCCUGAAGUGUGGCAGGGUGGGUUUUGCAGUUGUUGGACUAGCCUGCCAAAAUAUCGGACCUAUUUAAAUUCUAAAUUUGUUUUGGCCGGAUUGCCGCCUGUUCUUGGGGGCCUGUCACUGGGGAGAGUAGGAAAUGGUUGCUGCUACAGGACACACAUAGCUACAGCAGCUUAAAGAGGCAGUCAGUGUGAAUAUUAAAAAAACUUUGGUCUUUGGUCCAAUAAAGUGGCAAAACCUGCCAAUUAGAAUUGUCACUCCAUUCUGCUUAAAAGAUUGUUGGACAAUCUUGAGUGAUUAAAUUACUUGCAUUGCUGUGCCUCUCCGAGCAAUACUGGGUGCCUAUUGAAAUAUGGAUUACCAGCAAUCAGUAUUGUCAAAAUGAUGGAAAAUGUGGAAAAUUUUAAGGUUAUCGCAUCCUUUAAAUGCUCCACCCCAACUAUUUUUCAGGACUGAUAUUUCUAGGGAUGGUGAAGACGGAAAACCCAAUGCACAUCCAAAAGUGCUGGGAUCUAGCAAUAUUAACCCUCAGUACCUGCUCUAACACCAUUGAGCAACCUGAAAAAGAAAUUCUUGUCUAAUACUUUGGUGGUUUGUAAUGUAUUUCUUUUUUGAAAAGAGUUCAAUGAAAUAAAAAAAGGGCAUUACAGUGCUAUGAACAUAUGCCAGGUUAAGCUGUUUAAAGCAGCUAACUAAAUAGGAUUUUAGUUAUUUUUAUGACUGAUAUUGGUAGAACUUCCUUUGAUGUGGAUGGCUAUUGUCCAAUAAUCAAAACAGUACCAAAAGUAUUUGUGAAGUAAGAUAAAUAAAGCACAUUUUGUAAAGUCUGGAUAUAGAAUUAGUGGCCCUGAAACUCUGUAGUUUCUCUAGUUCUCCUGCCAGAGAUGCAAUGGGGGGACCAGCUGAAGUCACAGGAACACGAUAUAAAUGAGUAAAGAGCCAGCCAUUUACACCAAUUUUGAGGGGCUCCAUCAAUCUCUUGCUGCAGUUACGGCAGGAGACCAGCAGACCUCCAGUGGAAUUAAUCAGCCAGAACUUGCUGGAAUAAAGCAUCUCAUGCCAUAUGCUUUUAGUUGGCCAUUUUCCCGUACCUUCAGUUCAAAAAGGCUUUGCACCCUAACUAGUUGGAAGUGUAAGAUGAUAAAGACAACAUGAGGGCAACAUGGCUUCUGGGACCUGAGUGAACAAUAGGACCAACAGUAUUUCUCUUUAAUCAAUGAGACUUAAACAGUGAGAAAUAAAUAGAGGAACAACUGAGAAGGAGGUGAAUUAGAAUGGAUAACUUCAAAUCACAGAAUUUUAAUGGUACAGAAGGAGGCCAUUUGGCCCAUCGUGUCUGCACCGGAUUUCCAAAUGAGCAUGAUGACCUAGAGCCACUGCCUUGCCUUUUCCCCAUAUUCCUGCACAUUGUUUCUAUUCAAAUAAUCAUCUAAUGCCCUAUUGAAUGUCUCAAUUGAACCCGCUUCCACCAUAUUUCCAGGCAGUACAUU